UCAAGUUUUAGCACUUUUCAGAUCUAAAUUGGAACCAACCCGGAGAUGUUGGUUUGGGUUGUAGGCGUGGUUGCUCUGGUAGGAGGAGCAGCAGCUCAGUGCAGUCCGUCUCCGUGUGGGAUAAAUACUCAGUGUGAUGUUAAUCCAGCUGGAGCAGCUGUUUGCAGGUGCUUGCCGGGAUACGACCACGCCCCAGGCUCCAAUACUAUAGAAGGAUGCCCGAACAGAAUUUCUCAAUCAAGUUCUUCCCCGGCACGAAUUGUAAAUAAUCGGCUUUCAAGCGGAGGUGUCUCUGCAAUUAGUUUACAACGACAACAAGAACCGGUUCAGUCUGAUCCUUGCUUCCCUUCUCCGUGUGGUACUGGAGCUCAGUGCAGAUCUACAGGAAAUAGAGCGGUGUGUUCCUGUCCUGCUGGUUAUGAAGGAGAUCCUUAUACAGGAUGCAUUGCUGAUCCCUGUGCUCAAUCCCCCUGUGGAAUCAAUGCUGAGUGCUCUAAGAACGGAGUACCCGGUGGUAUUCCUAGCUCUCCUGCAACCUUGAAUGCUGUCAUCACCGAGGCAAGAAGUAACCGAGCUAUCUGCAGAUGUCCACCUGGAUAUACUGGGGAUCCAUUUGUUAGAUGUGAGGCUGAUCCCUGUUCUCAGAAUCCCUGUGGAGCAAACGCUGAUUGUCAAGCCCAAGGAAACAGAGCAGUGUGUAGAUGCAGAGAAGGUUAUGAGGGAGAUCCAUUCGUGAGCUGUGUUUUAAAUCCUUGCGCCCAAUCUCCUUGUGGGAUUAACGCUGAUUGCAGCGCCAAUGGAGCACGAGCCCUAUGCAGAUGUAGAUCUGGAUACGAGGGAGACCCAUUCAGCAGGUGUGAAGUAAACCCCUGUCAGCAGAGUCCUUGUGGAGUUAACGCGGAUUGUUCUGCAACAGGUAGUAGAGCUGUCUGUAGAUGUAGGGACGGAUAUACUGGAGAUCCAUUCCAAGAGUGUAGACUUGAACCCUGCUCCACCUCUCCCUGUGGAACCAAUGCAGACUGCUCAGCUAACGGCAGGUCUGCUAUCUGCAAGUGUAGAUCUGGAUAUACCGGAGAUCCGUAUACAAACUGUGUGUUCGAUCCUUGCUCCGGGUCCCCUUGUGGACAGAGAGCAAUCUGUGAGAAUAAUGGUAGAGCUGCGAUCUGUAAGUGUCCUCCACUUAAUAUUGGAGAUCCUUAUGUUUCCUGCAGACCUGAUCCGUGUAGCGGAGAUGCCUGUGGUCCUAAUGCCGAGUGUUCCCGGAGCGGAGAGAGAGCAGUUUGUGAUUGUAGACGAGGAUAUCUAGGUAGUCCCUACAGUAGAUCAGGUUGCAGAGCUAAUCCCUGUGCUCAGGGUAUAUGUGGAGCUGGGGCUGAAUGUAAGGAUGUUGGUGGACGACCUGUGUGUGAAUGUUUACCUGGACAUCAGGGGAACCCGUAUACUGGCUGUAUCCAGGGAGAAUGUGAUGAAAAUUCAGAUUGUGGACCUCAGAGAGCUUGCAAAGAUUACAAGUGUGUGGACCCGUGUGCUAUAUCCUGCGGAAGCGGGGCUGAUUGUAGUGUACAGAACCACGUGGCAAUCUGUAGAUGUCCCCGGGGACACACAGGAGAUCCCUUCAGAAGCUGUAGAAAAUUCUCUAGAGAGGAGAUCUGUGCACCUUGUGGAAUCAACACUGACUGUGAGGUAGGGCAGGAUGACCGUCCUAUCUGCAGGUGCAAGGAAACCUAUGUUGGGAACCCACUAUCAGGGUGCAAGCAUGAAUGUGAUACGGAUGGAGAGUGCGGACAGACCCAGUCAUGUGAUAGGAGAACAUACAGAUGUGUUUCUGCAUGUGAGAGCGGAGUAUGUGGAGAGAAUGCUAACUGCAAUGCGAUCAAUCACAGAGCUCAGUGCUCCUGUCCCCCUGAUUUCCUGGGAGAUCCUUACUCCAGGUGCUAUACUGAGUGCACCCGUCACGAUGAAUGUGCCAGUAACAAGGCCUGUGUCCAGCUGAAGUGUGUUGACCCAUGUUUUAGUCCUAAUCCUAAUGUUUGCGGUCAAGGAGCUACAUGCGAGGCAACCAAUCAUAGAGCAGUCUGCUCUUGUCCCAAGGGAUACACUGGUGACCCAUUUGUUAGCUGUCGACAAUUUGAGAAGAGAGAUUUGUGUCAGCCUAGUCCCUGUGGACCUGGAGCUGAAUGUAGAGCAGGGUUUGAUAGAUCUGGAACUGACCGGCCAGUGUGUACCUGUCCAGCUGGAUACAGAGGAGAUCCUUUAGUCAGUUGUAACAGAGGAGAAUGUAUAAACGACAGUGAAUGUUCCCUGGACAGAGCCUGCUACGACUAUAACUGCCGAUCUCCCUGUGACCGGGCCUGCGGGCAAAAUGCUGAAUGUCAGGCUAGAAACCACGGAGCUAUCUGCUCCUGCCCAUCCGGGUUCGUCGGAGACCCACUCACAGCCUGCAGACAGUCCAGGAGACAACAGGCAAACGUUGUCGGAUUCUCCAGGUUCAGAAGGAACCUUGAUCCGUACUUUCUCCUCUUCCCGGAGAAUUGAUUUAAGAAUCUGAACCAGAAAAGAGAAGCAGAAAAAGAGGCAUUACAUACUUAUAUUAGAUAUGUACAAUGUACAGAAAAUAAUGUAAAUUUCUUAAUAUUAUACUCAGUAACCUUUUUGACUAAUAUACAGUAUAAACAAAAGGUGUAUAAUGUAUGUAUAUAAAAAUUAAUUAGUAUGAAUGACAUGUUUCAAAUAAAAGAUAAAAUAUU
This is a messenger RNA of Eurytemora carolleeae, 2747 nucleotides long. Its product is annotated as neurogenic locus notch homolog protein 1. The record is from RefSeq and is a predicted model, not a curated record. Gene Ontology annotation, molecular function: calcium ion binding. Bases 46 to 2535 code for a protein of 829 amino acids. Lineage: Eukaryota; Metazoa; Arthropoda; Copepoda; Calanoida; Temoridae. The transcript has 20 exons.